Molecule: messenger RNA, 1524 nt
Organism: Caenorhabditis remanei
Lineage: Eukaryota; Metazoa; Nematoda; Chromadorea; Rhabditida; Rhabditidae
Exons: 5
Coding region: 1-1524 (507 amino acids)
Biological process (GO): protein phosphorylation; maturation of SSU-rRNA
Cellular component (GO): preribosome, small subunit precursor; cytosol
Molecular function (GO): protein serine/threonine kinase activity; ATP binding
Source: RefSeq, a predicted model, not a curated record
AUGGCUAAUUGUGACAAUAACCCAUGGAAAAAGAAUGCUUGGGGCAAAAAAGAGGGGGAAGUAGAAGAGCCAAUUGUAAGCUUUGUCGAUGUGAUGAGUGAAGAGUUCAUUGAAGACAUGAGUUUGCAAGAGAAAUUGGAAGAUGAGAGGUAUAUAAAACACAUCGAACAAGUAUAUGGAGAUUCAUCCACUUCUGAAGAGAAACUACCAAUCAAUACCGAAGGAAUGACCGAUGAAGAAGUUGCUUUGGCUCUUCAGCGCCAGUUUGAUAGAGAAUAUGAUGUAGCUCUAGCAGUAGCCACCUCAAGCUCGGUUCAUAUUGCUCCUGAUCGUUAUCAUCCGAAAACUUUGCAAGAAACAGAUUCAGAAGAUGAAGAUGAUGAUGCAUUGAGACAAGCAGCCACCAAUAUGUUGUAUGCUAAGUUAGAUGCUGAUGAUGCUGCACGCCUUCGUCCAGAAGGACCGAGUACUUCUCGUACAAAGCAUGAUACUGGAGUCAGUGGACGUCGUAAUGCUGAUAAAACAUUUAAUGAUCGUAAUCCUCUACCAACUGGAGAUAUGGUUAACGACAAGCUUAACAACAAGGUUUACAAUAGACUUAUGGCAUUUGGAAAAAGUGAAACAAAACGUCAAAUGAGACAUAAAGAUAAAGAAGAAAAGGCAACAAUGGACACUUCUGUUGAUAGUGAUACGCGUCUGCUCCUUCUCAAAUGGAUCAAUCAGGGAGUUUUUGAUUCAGUUGACGGAAUUAUCGCUACUGGAAAGGAGUCUGCAGUUCUUCAUGCUCAAAAUUCUGUUACUAGCUUUGCGAUUAAAGUUUACAAGACAACUUUGUCUGAAUUCAAGAAUCGAUCUGAAUAUGUUAAAGAUGAUUUCCGUUUCAAAAAUCCGAGAGCUGUUCUGAAAAUUUGGGCUGAGAGAGAGCACAUGAACUUGUCGAGAAUGGCUAAGAAGCAUCUUCCAUGUCCACAACCGAUAGAAGUUCGCAAAAAUAUUCUUGUGAUGUCCUUCAUCGGAGAUAGUGGACUUGCUGCACCAAGACUCAAAAACGUCGAUUGGGAUUUUUUCAUCGAUGAAGAAGUGAAAGAAGUUUACGAUCAAGUACAAGCGAUCAUGAUCCGCAUGUAUAAAGAAUGCGAUUUGGUUCAUGCUGAUCUUAGUGAAUUCAACCUUCUUCUAGCUCCAGGCAACAAAGUUCACGUCAUUGAUGUUUCUCAAGCUAUGGAUUUGUCUCAUCCGCGUUGCCUCCAGUUUCUCACUCGUGACAUUCACAAUAUUCUUUCAUUUUUCAACAAAAUCGGUUCUCCAAAUCUUCCGACGAAUGUGACACUAUUUAACAUGAUCACUGAUCUUGAAAUGGUUGAAAAUGAGGACCUGCUCGUCCAGGUCGAACAAUUUUCCGAAGAGAAUCGAUCAGUUGACUUACGUCAUGAUAAAUCUCGUCCAGCGGAUAUGGAACUAAAAAAAUAUAAUGAAGAAAAAAAAGCGAACCGUGGAGUUUCGCCGGCAAGAGAAUAUAAUUAA